CCGGCUGCGUCUAACCGGGACCACCCCCAUGACUGCGCGCGCCCUGCCCAGGCCGUCCUGUGUGCGCCUGCCGCUGCGGAAGUCACAUGACUGAAGGCCGCGCACCGUAGACAGCGACUGUUUGUUGUGCGGACGGAGGUUGGCGUGGCGGCCCUGCCGGUGACCAGGAUGGGAUCAGAGGAAGCACCGCCCCCAUCUUCCAGGAUCACAAGCAAGAUCUUUUCCCUUGGCUUUGGCCAGAAGAUAGAGACAGUGUCCCCUUUCCAUGGCAUUUUACGUCCAUUUGUGGGGCAGCCUUGUCAGUCAUGUACCCCCAAAAGUAUGGAAAGCUUUUUCUACAAGAGGCACACAAGGCUUGGAUUCUGCAAUGUCAUCCGUAUAACAGAGGAGAAUACACGAUAUCGCGGCUGGUUAGUCAGAAGACUGUGUUGUGUCAUCUUUGUAUGGCAGCAAUCGGUUGACCAGGAUAUCCACUCUGAAUUGACAGAAAUGGUCUGCAAGCAUCCCAGUGUCCAGUCCACAUUUAAAGGUGAACAAGAGGAGCAUGACAUAGAAAAACAUGGAAAAUCAUUGAGCUGUGCAAAAACUCCAGGCAGUGGUCAGAAGGAGGUGCUGAGGAUUCUGCGACACAUCCAGCAGACUCUAUCUCCGUUUCUCAUAAGGCUUGUGCGCUGGAUACUUUUGAAGCUGCUGCAACGCUUGUAUCUGAACCUCCAGCUUCAUUGUGGACAGGUGGCUACACUCCUAGAAGUGUCUGUUGCGUGUCCCAAGACUCCUCUGGUUUAUCUGUCUACUCAUCCCUCCUGGCUUGAUGGCUUGUUGGUCCCUUUUGUUCUACACUCCCAAAAUCUCAAGGUGCCCCGUGUUGCCUGGGACAGGACAGACUGCCCCCGAUUUCUCAGAUAUACUUUGCAAAGAUUGGGUGCUGUCUUCCUGCCUCCAGAUGGACAAUCCAGUCAUCUCAGUAAAGCUGUUCUCUCUGCGUAUACUGAGACAUUCCUGGAAGAUGGGCACUCUUUGCUGGUUUUUCUGGAGGUUUUGUCCUCUCCAAGUUGCCACACCUUGUCCCCAGUUGCUUGUGAGUGGGUCUGGACAAUAAUUGAAGCUAUGCAGUCUGGAAAAGUGACAGAUAUUUUAAUAGUGCCAGUGGGGAUUUCCUAUGAUGGCCGUCCUGAAUUUUAUGGCACAAGAGGACAGGUGACUUCAGCUUUAGAAGUGUGCCGCUUUGUAGUGUCUGCACUAUGCCCAUGGACGAGAAGGCUGGGCUGUGCACGUGUUGAUUUUGCUCAGCCCUUUUCAUUAAAGGAAUACAUGAAUAACUACAUGUGGAAGCAUUUAGCCCCAGUCCCUUGUUUGCGGGAUGCUCUUCUCCCAUAUAUUCUGGGUGUGAGGAAAAAGAUGUAUGAUGAGACCGCAGUGGAAAGUGAUGCCAGCAGAACUGUCUUCCAGGAACAAGCAUUACUGCGUGGCUUCUUGAUGCAUUCACUCCGAGCUGCAUUGUCCUGCUCAUCAGUCAUGGCUUCUCACAUGAUUUCAGCUCUUCUCCUCCACAAACACAAAACUGGGGUUUCCCUAUCUAGACUGCUUUCUGAAUUGUCUUCAAUGACAGAAGAUAUCCUCCUUCGUGGAUUUGACUUGGGGUUUUCUGGUCAGCGCUGGGACCUGCUUCGCCACAGUCUCUACAUGUUGCACAGCUGCGUGACCAUCUUUUCAGUACCAUCCAUUGAUGUAUAUGUACUCUGUCGAGAAUCACAUGACAGCAUUAGAGAUCUGGCACAAAGGAGUGCCACCUUGCUCCCUGUCUUCCUUUAUGAGGCUGUAGGAGCCUGCACUUUGCAUGCCUUAAUGGUACAACUGCCCAGUUUUUGUGUGACGGAAAUUUUCCUAUCUGAAGAAGAACUGAUUGAAAUGAUGAUGGCUUUCUGUUCCCUGCUUAACAAAAAUAUCCUCCUCCAGCCACCAUGUCAGCCCCUGUAUAGUCUGUGCCAGGAUAUAAUGGACAAGCUAAUUCACUGUGGUCUCCUUUCCAUGUAUGAAGACCCCAAUGCAACUCCGGCUUGUGACACUGGGAGGCGUUCCUUUGCAGACAGCCUUAUGUGGAGAGCUAGUGAUGACCUUUCAGACAGUGACUGCGACUUCACAGAAGAAAAAGUAAAGAGACACUACAAGUUGGGCCGCUCAGACCAUCACGCUGAUUUCUUUGUGUUCCUGUGUCAUCUUUUGGGCCCAGUGUUGAGGACAUAUGAGGGGGCUGCGUUAUUCCUGCUGGAACAUGAAACAUGUGGAACCGAAACCGAAGCAGACUAUGUGGAUCAAUUGCACCAGUACCUGCUACUGAAAGCAGAGAAGGAUGGAUCUUAUGAAUGUACCGAACACUCCCUGGCUGCAUGUGCCAUUGAAACCUUCAAAGAUCUUGGGGUCUUUCAGUGUUCCCCGAGUUGUCACGGAUCAAUACUUCACCUCUCAGAACCCUUUACCUUGAAGGAAAACUGCAGCAGACUAGUAUCAUUUAUCCAGCAGUUUAUAUACAAAGGAUGACCUGUAUCAGCAACAGACAGUUGUACUUUAAAAUACUAAUUCUUUGCUUUUAUUUACAAAGUUGUAAAACAUAUUUAAGUUGAUUUUUGUCUUGUUUAAAAGUAUGUGUGCAAUUUGCUUAAUUAUUUGAUUUGAAUCUGAUUAGUGAAAUGUAAAGGUUAGCUUUAGUUUGUGGCCUUGCAGACACGUGUCGCAGUAGGAAGAUUCCUGUUCUGCUUAUAAAACGUGAAUCGUGGAUUAUUAUUAAACCUGAGUCUUCCGCACUA
This is a messenger RNA of Rana temporaria (common frog), 2804 nucleotides long. It is a transcript of the gene GPAT2, whose product is annotated as glycerol-3-phosphate acyltransferase 2, mitochondrial. Gene Ontology annotation, cellular component: mitochondrial membrane. NCBI's taxonomy places the organism in Eukaryota, Metazoa, Chordata, Amphibia, Anura, Ranidae. Bases 169 to 2538 code for a protein of 789 amino acids. The record is from RefSeq and is a predicted model, not a curated record. The transcript is spliced from 22 exons.